Messenger RNA from Stylophora pistillata, 14059 nucleotides. RefSeq lists its product as uncharacterized. NCBI's taxonomy places the organism in Eukaryota, Metazoa, Cnidaria, Anthozoa, Scleractinia, Pocilloporidae. The record is from RefSeq and is a predicted model, not a curated record.
UGUUCGCAGUGAAGGUUUCGAAGACCGAAAGAACGGGCGGAUGCUAGCUGGUCGCGCUCGCGCUUACAUCAAGGUGAACAAUGUAGAGAAGUCUCUCGGCCGCCGUGGUAUCAAUGUUGUGGUUAUUAGCAAAAAAACAGGUCGUACCUUACGGAGAAUUUCCUUUGACACCCAUGGCAACAUUAACCAUGCAAAACGGUUUUACCGCUUCAUACGAAGUAUCAGAAGAGGGAGAAUCGUGGCGGUUUCCGUUCAGGAUGAAGCAUUUAGGUAUGGACGACGAUACCUCACUGUUUUGCGGAAAAUUGGCGCAAAUGGAAGAAAAUUUAGGUUUGGCUACAGGGGUAGUUAUGCUCUAGUAGGGUACAAAGGCCGUCGCCAAUGGUGGAUCAAGGAGAAAAGCCGCCCGCGAAGGAAAGGACCCGUUGCAGUAUAUGCUCGCAUCCCUAAAACGAGAAGACGAAGAUAUGGAAGGCGAUUUAGAAGACGAAGAAUAUAUUUGUCUGUUGAAAGUCAAGGCUUUGUUGAUAAAAAACGUGGACGCACUUUGUAUGGCCGCUCGCGGGCCUACAUCAGAGUCAAUGGAAAAGAUUACUCUCGACACAGGCGUGGUUUUAAUGUUGUUGUUCUCAACUACAAAUCUGGUCGUAUUGAGGCGAGGCGAUCUUUUGACACUCAUGGCAGCCGUUAUGCAGCAAAGAAAUUCAAGCAGUUUAUUUCUAGAAUCAGGCGGGGGAGAAUUGUAUUACUCGCCAUCCAAGAUGAAGCAUAUCGGUUUGGAAGAUAUUACAAGUACGUCCUCAAAAGGCUUCACAUCAACCCACGCAGUAUAAGGCUCAGUUACAGAAGUAGUCUUGCCUUAAUCGGUUAUGUGGGUCGGCGCAGACCAUAUUGGGUUAGAUAUAUGAGUCGACCUCAACCACGAGGCCCAAGUUACGUAAGGAUUCACAUCACAGUGAGGGGACGGAGACCAGUACGAAGAGUUAUCAGAUACCGUGGACGACGCUGUGUGAUUAGAAGAAGAAAGACAUAUAGCGUUCGCAUUGGCCGGAAGAAGAAGAUCAUCGGACGAUUUAUACGUAAAAUAAGAAUCAAAUUGUUACGAAAAUACAGGAAGAUAAGGCGCAUUCGUCGCCGUUGGCGUGUGCGUAUAAGGCGACGUUGGUGUGGCCUGCGAAAACGCGGUAAGCGCUGGUUUUAUCGUUGGCGGAAACGUUGGAAGAAAAUAAGACGCGUUAGACUGACUUGUCGUAUAGGAGGUCGAAGACGCAGAGUUCGACUCCGACGAGGAAGAUGGCUCCUUCGAGGCAAGAGACGCUGGAGACUUUUCAAGCAUCGCGUCACAAGGUACAUCAGAUAUCGAAGAAAGAGGGUCAUCGUGAGAAGAGCCAGAAAAGGGUAUCGCGUACAAAGAAGAAACGGCAAAUAUGGGAAAAUAAGGAGGUUCAGAACUCUUUACCGCCGUGGACGACGAAGGCUCGGGAGACGAAAAUCAGGAAGACGAAUAACUAUCAGAUACCAUGGACGACGUGUUGUAAUUAGAAGAGGAAAGAGAUAUAUCGUUCGCUUUGGCCGAAAGAAGAAGAUCAUUCGACGAUUCGUACGUAAAAUAAAAAUCAAAUUGUUACGAAAAUACAGGAAGAUAAGGCGCAUUCGUCGCCGUUGGCGUGUGCGUAUAAGGCGACGUUGGUGUGGUCUACGAAAACGCGGUAAGCGCUGGUUUUAUCGUUGGCGGAAACGUUGGCGGAAAAUAAGACGCGUUAGACUGACCUGUCGUAUAAGAGGUCGAAGACGCAGAGUUCGACGCCGACGAGGAAGAUGGCUCGUUCGAGUCAAAAGGCGCUGGAGACGUUGCAAGCGUCGCGUCACGAGGUACAUCAAGUAUCGAAGAAAGAGGGUCAUCGUGAGAAGAACCAGAAAAGGGUAUCGCGUACAAAGGAGAAAUGGCAAAUAUGGGAAAACAAGGAGGUUCAGAAUUACAUACCGAGGUUACGGAAGAAAGAACCGUAGAAUAAUAAGACGGAAACGACGACGAAUCCGACGAAGAAAUCGUCGUAGAAGACGUCGAAAACGGAGGUAUCGAAGACGAAAAAUAAGGAGAAGGAGAAGGCGACGCAGGAGACGAAAACGAAGGACACUCGUUGUUUACCGCGGACGUCGUAGGCCAAUAAGAAGAAGGCCAAUAUUAGGGCUCACUUGGAGGAGAAAGGUGAGGCCACUGGCUCGCCUGACAGUUUACGUCAGGGGAAAGUACAGGCCACUCAAGAAAAGAGGUCGAUAUUGGUAUACAUUCAUCACCCCACGAUGGGUUAGAGUCACCAGAGGAAAGAGUGUUUGGUAUUACCGUUACGGACGUCGCUGGUUGAAAAUCAAACCCGUCAGGCUUUCUGCGCGUGUUAGACGUAGGCGAUGCCUUAUACGACCUCGUGGACGUAGGCUGUACGCUCGCAUCGGGAGGCGUUACAAGCGUGUAAAAACACGAUUCAUACGCUAUGUCCGUUUCAAAGGAAAACGAUUUAGAGUCAAGAGAAAAGGGAGGAAGGUUAUACUCAUCCGUAAAGGAAGACGGACUCGACCUCUGGGAGUAAUACGUUUCCGACGUUAUAGCCGAAAACUUGUACGAAGGAGGAGAAGAAGGAGAGUGCGCAGAAUCAGACGUCGGCGGCGAAGGGUGAUCAGAAGAAUCAGGCGGUACUUCAAACGAAAGCGACGGCGAAGACGAAGAAUACACAAGCGACGGGGACGAAGAGGUCGUCGAGUACGAAGGAUACUCAGAGUGAGAGUGGAAAGUCAAGGCUAUGUUGAUAAAAAACGCGGACGCACUUUGCACGGACGCUCGCGGGCCUACAUCAGAGUCAAUGGGAGAGAUUAUUCUCUACACAGGCGUGGUUUUAAUAUUGUUCUUGUUAGCCAUAAAACUGGUCGUGUUUUGAAAAGAGGAUAUUUUGACACCCAUGCCAGCCGUUAUCAAGCAAAGAGAUUCAAGAAGUUUAUUUACAGCAUCAGACGCCGGACGAUUGUGUUACUUGCCAUCCAAGAUGAAGCAUAUCGGUUUGGAAAAUAUUACAAGUACGUCCUUAGAAGGCUUAACAUCGACCCACGCAGAAUAAUACUCAGUUACAGAAGUAGUCUUGCCUUGAUCGGCUUUGUUGGUCGGCGCAGACCAUAUUGGCUUAAAUAUAUGAGUCGACCUCAAAAACGUGGCCCAAGUUACGCAGUCUCUCAUAUCCCACUUCGCCAAGGAGCUUCGAGAGGGGUAAGACGAAGAAGGAGAAGACGGCGAAGGGUAAGAAGGCGAAAGAGGAGGAGACGAAGAAGGCAAAGAAGGCGACGUAGAUUGAGGCGAAGAAAGAAUCGUCGAAAAAGAAGAAGAAGAAGACGCCAAAGGAGACGACGAACAAAACGAUAUAUCUUCAAAUACGGCGGUCGGCGACGUGUAGUGCGCACAACGCGAAAGUACGUUUGCAGGCUAAAGGGCAGGAGAUAUCCCAUUCUCGGGUUCAAAAGGCGCUUAAGGAUACUUAUAAGAAGGAAAUGGUGCAGGAUUAGACGCAAAGGUCGACGAUGGAGAGUACGCAUUAAGCGGCGAUGGUGCCGUCUGAAGAAACGAGGUAGAAAGUGGAUCUACAGACUCAAAAGAAGAUGGUUGCGUCUCAGACGUGUCAGGCUUAGAGUCCGCAUCAAGCGUAGAUACUACCGUGUGAGACACCGAAGAGGACGUUGGUCAUUUAGGUUCAAGAAGGGAUGGAAAGGAAUAAGGCGAAGGCGUUUAGCUUAUUUCCGCUUUAAAGGACGCAAGCGCUAUGUGAGGAUUGGACGAAGAAAAAUAACCUAUAAACGAAAAAGAUUCCGGUUCAUAAGACGAAUAAUUCGUCGUAAAAAAGUCUUGACCCGACGUGCUAGAAGGCGAAUGUUGCGACGGCGACGAAGAAGGUCCAGACGGCGAUUAAGGCGAAAACGACGCAGAAAGCGAAAAAGGAGGAGAAGACGACGAAGACGCCGAAGAAGACGCCGAAGAAGACGCCGUCGACGAAGGCAUGGGCGAAGAAGGAGACCAAAGAGAAGAGGUGUUAGUAAGAGACGAUAUCGAAGGCGACGAAGACGUCAACGGAGAAGAAAACUGAGGAGGCGUAGGCGAAGACGUCGUAGAAGACGUCGUAGAAGACGUCGACGACGAAGAAGUAGGCGACGUAGAAAACGCCGAAGAAGACGGCGACGAGGAUUGCGACUACCCAAAGUACGUUUUGGCGGUAAAUACCGAAGAAUAGGUACUACUCGACGUUGGGUUGUAAAAGUAGGCAGACGAAAGUAUCAAGUCCGUGGUUUCCAACAUGGACGCCUCACUAUUAGAGUCAGAAAGAGAACUGCACCGCUUCUUCGUCGAGGUCGUUUCUGGUAUAUACGUUUCGGAAGAAAACUAGUGAGAGUGAAAAAAAGGCGUGGACGACGGUAUAUAAUUUGGAGACGGAAGAUAAUCUAUUUGAGGUGGGUCCUCAAGUUACGCUUCAAGGGUGUCAGACGCUUUGUUCGAUGUCGCAGAGGAAAGUAUAGCAUUCGGAUCCGCAAGAAAUGGGUGUCAAUAAGGAAGCGUUCGCAGAAGUUCAUCAGGCGCGGACGUCGAAGAUAUUCGAUAAAGAAACGAGGCAGGAAAUUCUUCGUAAGGUAUCGGAAAAAAUGGAAGCGAGCGAAAUUGAGAUGGAAGAAACGUUAUCGAAGAGGCCGGCGACGCUCCAGCAUUCGUAGAAGACGGCGAAAGAGGAGGCGGCUUCGACAACGUAGAAGACGGAGAAGAAGAAGGAGACGAAGGCAAAGAAGGCGAAUCAGAAGAAAGCUUAAAAGACGAAGAAGAGCAUCAAGGAUACGCUUCCGUCGUCGAUAUCAUAUUAUAAGAUAUCGCAGGCAGUACAUCAUCCGAUACAAGGGACGAAGAACUCGAUUGCCUCAAUUCAAACGGCGUGGACUUACAAUCCGUGUAUUUAAGCGACAGAGGCGAAUUUUCAGAAUACGCAGACGAUGGUACGUUAGGAUAGGACGAAGAACGGUUCCUGUCGUGCGACGUGGCCGCCGUCACGCCAUACGCUGGGGAAGAAAAUGGGUGUGGCUAAGAUGGAGAUUUAGAUUACGCUUUAAGGGCGUCACGCGUGUGAUAAGUUGUCGAGGAAGACGUUGGAGAAUACGUAUAGGAAAACGUCUCGUGCGUAUUAGAAAACGUAGAACACGCUACAUCAUUGCUGGACGGCGACGAUAUGCAGUGAAGAAAGCAAGAGGAAGAAGAUAUAGUAUACGGGUGCGAAGGAAGUGGAUUAGGGUAAAGCGAGUCAAACGACCGAGGCGAAGACGAAAACCAAGGUGGUACAAGCGUAUGAUUAAAAGAAGGCGACGAAGGCAAAGGAGACGACGUCGAAGACGUCGUAGCCGACGCUAUAGGCGGAGACGAUCCCGUCGAACACGGCGACGCAGAAGACGAAGACGAAGGCGAAUAAGACGAAAGAGACGACUAGGAGGCUGGAGGCGACGUAGAAUUUAUUUCGCGGGACGUUUCCGCGUUUUGAGGACGUCUAGACUUCGAUUGAGUAUCAAAAUGAAAGGAAUCAGGAACAAAAUUCAUCUAGGUAGAAAGUUACUCAAGAUCAGGUACGGUGGAAAAUAUAGGGUUGUGACAUUCAGAGGGAAAUUACCGUACCUCCAGAUUGGAAAGACUUCUUACCGCAUCUACUUCCGCGGACGGUAUUGGACCAUAAGAAGAGGGGGAACGUUGCGACGCUUACCUAGGAAUGUGAAGUAUUAUUUCAUGGGAAAAUGGCGACGGGCGAAAUAUACCGGGAAAAGAAUGUACCUCUGGUACAAACGGCGCUGGUACCAUGUGACACGACGAAAGGGGUAUACCAUCCGCUAUCACGGUAGAACACUAAGGGUGAAGAGGACACGUAGAGGAUAUAAAGUACGCUUUAGGGGUCGCUAUGGAAAGGCUCGAAGAGUAAGGAAAAGAAAACCGAGGAUAAGAAGAGUUCGAGGGAGAAGGAGGAGACGGUACGGACUAAUAAGAAGAAGAGGACGGCGAGGAAGACGACGAGGACGAAGGAGACCUGGUAGACGAUUCAGACUAAGAAGAGUAGGACGGCGAGGAAGGCGUAGAAGAAGGAACGGAUUACGACGUCGAGGACGAAGGAGACCUGGUAGACGGUUCGGACUAAGAAGAGUAGGACGGCGAGGAAGGCGACGACGUAGAAAAAGGUACAGAUUACGACGUCGAGGACGAAGAAGACGUGGUAGGCGAUACAAGUUAAGAAGAUAUCGUGGACGAAGGCGUCGUCCUAGACUCUACUUUAAAGGACGUUACCGACAUUUGAGGAAAGGAGGAAAAGUAUGGUACGUGAAAAUUGGUCGACGUAGAUACAAACUUCGCACAAUCGGCCGACGAGUAAAAGUAUACUACAAAAAACGAUGGCGUCCAUGUAAAAAGCAAAGUGGAAAGUGGUACAUCUGGUAUGGAAGAAGGUGGAAGCCUAUCAUGAAGCGUGGAGGUCAGUGGUUCAUGAAAACCCGCCGGCACUUACAACGGCUAAGAAUGAAGGCGAAUCUGCUAAUGAUCAAGUUCAGACGAGUCUGGGCGCGCAUGAUGAUGCUGAAGAGGAAGCUGUACCUUAAACUCGGUCGUAAAUGGAAACGAGUGGUUCGACGUCGAAUGUAUCGCAUACGCUAUCACGGCCGCAAUCUGCGGGUAAAGAGGAGAGGAAGAAACGCUAUAGUUCGAUAUCAUGGACGCUGGCUUCGCAGGAGAAGGAUAGUUAGGAAACAACCUCGUCGCCUGUCGAGAAGACAGAAAAGGCGACUGCGAAGGAGAAGGAGACGGCGGGCUAGGAGACGACGACGUCGAAGGAGAAGACGAAGAAGGCGAAGAAGAAGACGCAGACGGCAGCUCAGGAGAUAUGGAAGGCGACGACCGCGACGUCGUGGACGCGGCAGAAGAGGACGACGAGGAAGGCGAAGGAGAUACAUCCGCUACCGUGGAAUACGACGCAAGGUAACGAUCAGAAGGAAAUACUUCAGUGGACGGAAACGUAUUUCCAGGUUCAGACGGAGAAUAAGGAUUAUAAUCCGAAGAAAAUCUAGGAAAAUAAGACGCUUCCGUAAACGAUGGCGAGUGAAGAUUAGAAGGAGAUGGUGUGGACUGCGAAGAUUCGGUCGAAACUGGUAUCUAAGGAGAAGACGAAAAUGGAGGAGGAUUAAAAAAGUCCGACUUGUGCUGAGAUGGAGAAAGCGAAGACUACGGAUUAAACGGCGAGGGAAGAAGUGGUACAUAGGCGUAGACGAGGCAGAAGAGGACGACGAGGACGACGAGGAAAGCAGUCAGUGUAAGGUAUUGUUGUUUUAUACAGGAAGGAGAUACAUCCGCUACCGUGGAAUACGACGCAAGAGUCAGUGUAAGGUAUUGUUGUUUUAUACAGGAAGGAGAUACAUCCGCUACCGUGGAAUACGACGCAAGGUAACAAUCAGAAGGAAAUACUUCAGUGGACGGAAACGUAUUUCCAGGUUCAGACGGAGAAUAAGGAUUAUAAUCCGAAGAAAAUCUAGGAAAAUAAAACGCUUCCGUAAACGAUGGCGAGUGAGGAUUAGAAGGAGAUGGUGCGGACUGCGAAGAUUCGGUCGAAGGUGGUAUGUAAAGAGAAGACGAAAAUGGAGGAAGAUUAAAAAAGUCAGACUUGUGUUGAGAUGGAGAAAGCGAAGACUACGGAUUAAACGGCGAGGGAAGAAGUGGUUCAUACAAAGAAAAAAGCGAUGGAGGCGUGUUCGGCGUAGAGUUCGUUGCAGCAUCCGGUUCCGUAGAAAGCGUUUGAGGGUAAAGCUGAUUGGUAGAAGAGGCGUUAGAAUCUUCAGGAAGGGUCGAUAUGGUAGAAAAAGGAGGGUUCGCUUUAGGCGUCGAAGACGCAGAAAAAGAGGACGACGAGGACGACGAGGAAGACGAAGGGUCACAAGAAGAAGGAGGAGGCGCCGGCGACGUCGAAGGCGUCGAAGGAGACGACGAAUGAGGAGAAGACGAAGAAGAAGAAUAUUACGAAAAUACAAACUAAAAUGGCACGGUCGAAGAAUCAUCUUCCGUGGUAAACCCCGACGUGUGCGAGCAGGAAGAAGACAUUGGUAUCUGCGCUAUAGAGGACGACGCUACCGCGUCCGACGACGUGGAAGGCGAUCUAAAGUCUACUUCAGGAGGGGAUGGAGAGUAGUCAAACGUAGACGCGGUGUUCAAUUUUUGAAAUACGGUCGAUCGUGGUUCCGUAUUUCAUUCAUCAGAGGUUCUUACUAUGCCAAAUUUAAAGGAAGGAAGGUGCCUAUUGUCAGGUUCCGAGUACGGUUCAUGCGAAAGUGGAGAAAACUGAAACUUCGCCGUGGGAAGAGAUUGCUUUAUUUCAAUAGAAAGUGGAUAAAGCUCACUGGUCGUCGGUUUUAUUACAUGCUUUUCAGGGGACGCAAACUUGUAGUGAAAAAAACAAGAGGAAAGUAUCGAGUUAGAUACCGAAGGCGAUGGUGAAGACCAAGAAGACCGCGAUAUGGGAAGAGACGACGUCUUGGUGGUCGAAGGCGAAGAAUAAAACGGAGACGACGAGGAAGAAGACGAAGGAAAAGGCGUCAAAGACGCGGCAGAAGGGGAAGGCGAGGAAGAUGGCGACGACGUGGACGACGAGGAAGGCGAAGGAGAUACAUCCGCUACCGUGGAAGACGAUGCAAGGUAAAGAUCAGAAGGAAAUACUUCUGUGGACGGAAACGUAUUUCCAGGUUCAGACGGAGAAUAAGGAUUAUAAUCCGAAGAAAAUCUAGGAAAAUAAAACGCUUCCGUAAACGAUGGCGAGUGAGGAUUAGAAGGAGAUGGUGCGGACUUCGAAGAUUCGGUCGAAGGUGGUAUCUAAGGAGAAGAAGAAAAUGGAGGAAGAUUAAAAAAGUAAGACUUGUGUUGAGAUGGAGAAGACGAAAACUACGGAUUAAACGGCGAGGGAAGAAGUGGUACAUAAAACGAAGAAAGCGAUGGAGGCCUGUACGGCGUAGAGUUCGUUGCAGCAUCCGGUUCCGUAGAAGGCGUUUGAGGGUAAAGCUGAUUGGUAGAAGAGGCGUGAGAAUCUUCAGGAAGGGUCGAUAUGGUAGAAAAAGGAGGAUUCGCUUUAGGCGUCGAAGACGAGGCAGAAGAGGACGACGAGGACGACGAGGAAGGCGAAGGAGAUACAUCCGCUACCAUGGACGAAGACGCCGUGUAAAGAUCAGAAAGAAAUACUACUUUGGACUCCGACGGAAACCUAUUCGCAAGUUCAGGCGGAAAAUAAGGAUUUACAUCCGGAGAAAAUAUAGGAAAAUAAAACGCUUCGGCAGGCGAUGGCGAGUGAGGAUUAGAAGGAGAUGGUGCGGACUGCGAAGAUUCGGUCGAAAGUGGCAUGUAAAGAGAGGAGGAAAAUGGAGGAAGAUUAAGAAAGUAAGACUUGUGUUGAGAUGGAGAAAACGAAAACUACGGAUUAGACGGCGAAGGAAGACGUGGUACCUACAACGAAACAGGCGAUGGAGGCGUGUACGUCGUAAAGUGCGGUGCAGCAUCCGCGUCCGUGGAAAGGUAAUGAAGUUGAAGCUGAUUGGUAGAAGAGGCGUUAGAAUCUUCAGGAAGGGUCGAUAUGGUAGAAAAAGGAGGAUUCAUUUUAGACGUCGAAGACGCGGCAGAAGAGGACGACGAGGACGACGAGGAAGGCGCUUUCGUGGAAUCCUUUUCAGGAAACGAAACCGUAGGAUAAGGCGAGGCCCAUAUGUAAUAAAGUUUAGACGUGGGCGUCGUACAUACCGACUCGGCCGAUUAAUAUCGAGAGUAAAGCUGUACUUCCGAAGGCGAUGGUAUCGCCCCUUCCAUCGCGGACGUCAGUGGUUUUUACGUCUUGGUAGAAGGAAUUGCAGAGUCAUCCAGCGAGGCAGGAGAUGGAUGUUGCAUUACAUAAGACGCUGGUAUUACAUACGCAGAUUUAUGAUACGUGUUAGGCGUACAUUCAGAACGGUGACACGGCAGAGGGGAAGAUUUUACAUAACUUUCAAAGGGCGUAAAGUGCGUUUUAGUUUCAGGCGUGUGCGAUACUUUACUUUCCACGGAAGGCGUACUAUCGUACGGCGAAAGAAAAUAGGAAGGCGACUGUUUUACAAGUUCCGAAUAAAAGGAAGGUGGACUCUGCGGAGGAUACGAAGAGGAGCAAAGCUGCGACGGCGAACCUACCGAGGAAGAAGAAGAAUGAGGAGGCCCAGAAUAUUGUUCAGAAAACGUUACUUUGGUUUAAGACGAGGAAGACCUUUAUAUCGUGUGAGAAUUGGAGGACGUAUUCGAAAGAUACGCAAGAUCACAAAACGACUAAGGAUCAAGUUCAUGCGGAAGUGGCGUCGUUUGCGAUAUCGUAGAGGCCGAUGUUAUGUUUUGGUUGGUCGACGAUGGCGUUUUGUCCGUCGCAAAGGGCGACGUUGGUAUAUAUCGUACAAACGUCGCUUGAGGCUUCUCCGUCGCAAUUUCAGAACAUUUAAAAUUUAUCUUUUGAAACGUUUCAGACCUUUGAGGCGUAUCAGGACUAAAUACUAUGUGAAGAUUGGUCGAAAAGUUCGGCUUCUGAAUCCCCGCUAUAAGCUGUUUUUUAACUACAAGGGAAGAAGAGUUACGGUGAAAAGAAAAGGUCGGCGUGCACGUAUCCUAUGGCGCGGGAAAUGGAAAAGAUCCAGAAGGAUCCGAUAUAGACCGCCCAGAAGACGAGGACGACGUCAGAGGCGGCGAUUGAGAAUUAUUAGACGUUUAAGACGUCGAAGGCGACGGCAAAGGCGAAGGAGACGGCGACGAAGACGACGCAGAAUACGCAGACGAAGACGAAGAUUGCGAAGGAGACGGAGGCAGCUCAAACGCUCUGUAGUUCGAUUCAAAUACGGAGGCCGCUUCAGGCCUGUGCGCAGAAUUGGAGGAAGAUGGAAAUUCCUUUAUGGCCGUCGAUGGCUGACGAUAAGGUUCCAGAAAAGAUCAGAAAGAGUGGGUGGAAGAAAAACCUCCUUACAGAGGCGGCUGAUGAUGUAUUUUGCAAGGAGGUGGCGGUACGUGCUAGUAAGGCGAAGACGGCUGUUCAUAAAAUACGUGAGAAAGUACAGAAUGGUAAGACUUGGAAGAGUUAUAAAACUGAGGUACAAUAGGAAAUGGAUCAGCUUUAAAGGGCGAAGGCGAUAUAAAAAACUCAAAAGGAACAGGGUUAGGAAACGAAGACGCAGAAGACGAAGAGCUAGAAGACGACGAAAACGACGAAGGCGACGAAGGAGAUACAGACGAAGAAGACGAAGACAAAGACGAAGACGAAGGCGGAGAAGAAUUAGAAGACGAAGAAGACUCAUUCUGUUCCGAUAUGGCAAUCGCUGGAGGAAAGUGUUCCGAAGGAAGGGAAGACUUUUCUUCCGAAGUGGAAAGUUUUUCAUGGGUUUCAAGUAUUCCAGAGGUACAGUGUAUGUGAGGACGCGGAGGGGACGAUGGCGUCUAAUCCGAAGGUUACGAAAUAGGGUAAAGAUCUGGUCGGGACGUCAUUGGACUCGUCUAACGGUUCGUCACAGAAGAUUGUGCAUUCGUAAAGGAAGGAGGUUCAGAAAGAUCAGAAUAUUGAGAGGAGGUCAAGUCAGAGUGCUAUACAGAAUAGGUUGGAGAAGAAUUGGACGGCUACGAAGACAACGGCGAAAGCUCGUCAAACGUAGAAAACGUCUGAGGCGACGACGACGGAGACAACGAAGGAGACGAAGGCGAAGGAGACGGCAACGACGACGACAACGACGGCGUCGUAGAAGGCGACGAAGGAGGCGCAGAAAAUUGAGAAGGAGGAGACCAAGGUGCGUGAUGCGCUACCGGUAUGGCCGCAGGUGGAGACGAAUCGUGCGAAGAGGCAGGCGUUUCCUUAUCAAAAUAGGACGAAGACUGCGGUCAUGGAGACCACGAGGGUCCCGUGUAAAAAUUGGACGACGGGGAAGAUAUCACCCAAUUAAUAAACGGCUCAAGGUGAAAGUCGGUCUUGUAUGGAGGAGAAUAACGCUGAGGCGCCAGAAAUUGAGGAUCACGUGGGGAAGAAGAUCAAGACCUGUGUUGAUAACAAAGAAGCGACUGAAGGUGUUCACCGGGAAAAGAUGGAAAACAUUAACGAGGCGAAGGAGAUAUUCAAGAAGAAGAAUCCUUCGCAGGAAAAGGAGGCGACAACGACGGCGAAGAAGGCGAAUGAGAAGACGGAGACGAAGGCGACGACAAAGAAGACUGCGGAGGCGGCGCCGAAGGCAACGAAGAAAAAUAAGAAGACAACGAAGAAGAAGGCGCACGCGGCGAUCACGAUGUGUGUUGCGUAUUCGUUAUCACGGUCGAUUGAGACCAGUGUAUCGUAGAGGAGGUCGGCUGAUGAUGCGGUUCAAUAGGCGAUAUAUGAAAGUGAGGUACGCGAAUCGACGAUUAUUUAUCCGCCGUAAAAAUAAAUGGGUUCUCCAGACAAGUCCCCGAAUACGAGUGUUUGUAGGGAGAAGGUGGGCAAAGCUGCGGCGAAUUGGUCGCAGACUUUAUGCCAAAGGUAAACAAAUCCGAUUAACGAGAGGGCGAGUGAGAGUUUUGACGCGUAAAGGAUGGAAAGGACUAAGGUACCGAGGAAGAAGGCGGACAGUAAGGUACUCGAAGAAAUACUUGAGGAGGCUAAGAAGGCUACGAAAGAUGCGACGAAGACAACUCAAAAAGAUAAGAAGAAGGAAAAGAAGACGACAACGAAGGCGUAAGCGAAGGCGGCGAAGAAGACGUCGUAGGCGACGUCGUAGAAGGCGGCGAAGAAGGCGUAGAAGAGGCGGCUAUGGAAGACGAGGAAGAAAGAAGAGACUGAGAAGAAGACUCAGGAGAAGAAGACGACGAUUUAGGAGAAAGGCGAGAAGACGACGACGGAGACAAAGGCGACGUCGAAGAAGACGAAGACAGCUUUUGAGGCGAAAACGCCGCUGUGUGCUGCGUUUCCGUUAUAGAAGAGGCUGGAGAAGGAUCUUCAGAUGGAAGAAAAGCUUUUUUUUCCGAUUUCACGGAAAACUCCACUAUUUAAGUUACCAUCGCGGAGUACUCAGGCUCAGGUUAAAAAGAAGAUGGAUUCUAGUCCGUAAUCUGGGGUAUCGCCUGCGAGUCUAUAUCAGGGGCGUUUGGAGACUGAUACGUAAGAAGGGUCGCAACUUGUUUGUUAAAUACGGACGCAGAUAUCGAAGGGUAGGACUCUACGGAGGAUUUCCUAGAAUCAGAAUCGGAAAACGUUGGAGGUUAAUCAGAAAAAGAGUCAGUAGGAGGACAAGAAAGAGGCGAAGGAUCAAGAGACGGAGGAGAAGGCAACGAAGAAGGCAAAUGAGGCGAAAACGAAGGUACAGGAGAAGGCGAAGACGGCGAAGAAUGAGAACACGUAGACAGCUUCGAAGAUGCGUCAUGCGAGUCCGCCGUAAACGACGCUGGCUUCCUAUCAUUAGGGAAAGAGGUGUUUUGAAGAUACGAUUCGGAAGAGUUUUAAGGCUUAUCAGGUUCACCAGGGGUAUAACUUACAUCAAGUUUGGAAGGCGUUGGAUAAAAAGAAAUUACCAAGUCAACAUCCGAAUGGGAAGGAAAUGGCUGCGAAUGGUCCGGUUCGGUCGAAGAUUUGGCGUCCGAUUCAGAAAUAGGAUAAGGGUCUUGAACUUCUAUCGAGGCCGACCAAGGGUCCGUAUGCGUAGACACUGGCGAUAUAUCACAAGUCGAAGAAGAAGAGGAAAACGAGCGAAUAGGAGACUACGGAAAAGGAAUCGAAGACGAAGACGAAGGAAGUCCAGAAGAAGACGACGUAGAAGGAGAAGGAGAAGAAGGAGACGAAGAAGGCGAAGGAUAAGAAGGCGAAAGAGGAGAAGAAGACGAAGAAGACAAAAAAUAAGGCGACGACGCUGUGUUAUGCGCUUCAAGUUCCGAAACCGUUGGAGGAGGCUUGUUCGUAGAGGAAGAACGUUAGUUUUCCGUACAAGGAGAGGAUAUGGACGUGUUAGGUUCAUCAAAGGAAAG